AUGUUUGAAAAGUCAUUAACGGACCUUAUUCGCGGCAUCCGUGCUAACAAGAAGAAUGAACAAAAGUACAUCGCUUCAUGUCUACAAGAAAUUCGCCAAGAAGUAAAAAGCAAUGAUCCAGACGUUAAGGCGAUUGCUGUUUCAAAGCUGACCUAUCUUCAAAUGCUUGGAUACGAUAUGUCGUGGGCUUCCUUUCACGUAGUAGAGGUCAUGUCAUCUUCCAAAUUUCCUCAAAAGCAAUCAGGAUACUUGGCGGCAACACAGUCCUUUAGACAGGAUACCGACGUGCUAAUGCUGACCACGAACCUGUUGAAAAAAGAUCUCGCGUCGGGAAAUCAACUUGAAGUAGGCGUUGCUCUUAAUGGAUUAUCUCAUAUCGUCACACCAGACCUUGCUCGCGAUCUGUGUCAGGACCUAGUUUCUAUGCUCAGUCAUUCUCGUCCUUAUGUACGAAAGAAAGUUGUUCUUGUUCUUUAUAAGCUUUUCUUGAAAUUCCCAGAAGCCUUAAGAAUAAGUUUUCCACGAUUAAAAGAACGACUAGACGAUUCUGAUUCAUCGGUUGUAUGCGCGGUUGUAAACGUUGUAUGUGAACUUGCAAAAAAAAAUCCAAAAAACUAUUUGUCUCUUGCUCCACAGUUAUUCAAGUUAUUAAACACAUCAACGAACAACUGGAUGCUUAUUAAAAUCAUAAAAUUGUUUGGUGCUCUGACACCACUCGAGCCCCGUCUCGCAAAAAAGCUUUUACCACCGAUCACACACCAAAUACAAACAACACAAGCAAUGUCAUUGUUAUAUGAAUGUAUACACACGGUGAUUACAGGUGACAUGCUGACACUUGGUGGAAGUUCGGAUGCUCUUGCGGCGAUGUGUGUCAGCAAGUUGAGAACAUUUUUGGAAGAUGUGGAUCAAAAUUUGAAAUAUGUUGGACUUCUAGCGUUAGCCAAGAUUCUUCCGACGCAUCCAAAGCUAAUAUCCGAACAUCGAGACAUUAUUCUGAAAUGUAUUGACGAUCCGGACAUUAGUAUUCGCCUUCGCGCUCUAGACUUGGUGGUUGGAAUGGUAAAUAAGAAAAACCUCUCUGACAUUGUCAAGCGAUUGAUUUAUCCACCUCCAUCAACGUUGUUUGAACCAGCCUAUCGAACCGAUAUCAUAAAUCGCAUAAUAUUCAUUUGUUCCCAAAACUCAUAUAGUAACAUCACAAAUUUUGAAUGGUAUAUUGCUGUGCUAAUUGAUCUCACGAAUAUUGCUGGUGUCAAUGUUGGUAAACUUUUAACGUCACAAAUAAUGGAUGUCGGUGUGCGUGUUAAAAGUGUACGACAAUACUGCGUUAAGACCAUGCAACGGUUACUUUCGGACAAGAAUAUUUUGGAAAAUUGUAAACUUCCACAUACCAAUGCCGAGGUUCUUUAUGCCGCGGCGUGGAUAACUGGAGAAUAUUGCAGUUAUUUGGAAAAUCCUCUUGAAGCGAUGGAGUAUCUCGUUCAACCUGGUAUUACAAAACUUUCGCAUAAUGUACAGGCCGUGUAUAUUCAUAGUAUUUUGAAAAUAUACGCAUAUUGGGCAAAUAACCUUUCAUACAAUUGGAAUGAUGAUGCAAAACAAGAAUUGGCGCGGUUUACCUUAACAUUAAAGGAAAAAGUUGGAAUGUUCUGUUCGUGUUCGGAUUUAGAAGUACAAGAACGAGCAUACAAUAUACGCGAAAUAUUUUCUAUAAUUUGUGAGAAUUUGACGUCGGCGCCCAAAAAUAACUAUCUUGCUCUUGGAAAGCCCCCUCAAGUUAUCUCUGAAAUCCAAUCACUUUUCUUUGCUUACGAGCUUAACCCUGUAGCUCCCAAAGCUCAAAAGAAA
This is a messenger RNA of Acaulospora morrowiae, 1848 nucleotides long. NCBI's taxonomy places the organism in Eukaryota, Fungi, Glomeromycota, Glomeromycetes, Diversisporales, Acaulosporaceae. The record is from the annotation of a GenBank genome assembly.